GCCGGGGCGGCUCGGCAGGGCUUCUCCCCGCUGCACGCCCGGUUCCCGGCGCUGGAGGCGUCUUCGCCGGGGGUCGGGACAGGGCGAGCACGUGCGCCGCGGGCGUGCGCGCUCGAGGAGCUCGCGUGGGACGAGGCCAGCGGAAAGUGGAGCGGCGUGAGUGGGCCGCGCCCGACCCUCCUGCAGACGGCGCUCAACAGGUUGCCGCGGCUUCCGGGAGCUGCGCUCCGCCCCGUCUCGGCUGCGAGGCGCGUGCGUGUGCACCGGGCGCGCGGGUGCGCACGCGUGGGCGCCGGGGCCUGGCCCCUGGAGGUGCCCGGCCCGCGGUGUGUGUCCCCCGCAGGCGCCGCCCGCUGACCUGGAGGAAAGCUUGCCGGGGCUGCCCGGCCUGUCUGCACCCCGCCGUGUCAGGUGUGAGGUUCUGAGAUGAAAGCCGACUUCGGAAAAGCGGCGUCAGCCUGCGACGGCGAGCUGCUCUCCAAGUCUGGGAGCUCGCCUUUCCCACUUGAAUUUAAAUAAUCAGAAGACUCAGGUGUGUUCACAUUUCCGGUAAUUUCCACAAGCCCUUCUAUGACGUGAAGAUGCGGUUAUUCCAGUGAGGAACCCCAGGUUUUCUUCAGUGGGCACAGUCGCCGGAAGGCGUAAAAGGGCUGGAAAUGCCACAUUACUUCUGUGAGGUUGCCUCAAGGUCUCACAGGAGCAACUUGCGUGUCCUUGAGAUUUUAUACCGCCGACACGGGUAAAAAGACCUGCCUGCGCUCAGACCCACGAGGGCUUCAGAUCCUUAGUUAACUGGCCGCCAGCACCGUGUGUACCCGUUUUGCAUUUUGAAGACUGACCCCCGACGGAUGACUUUCAAGUCGUUAUUUUAGAGAAUAUUUCCUUGGCAGCAGACAACACGGUUUCAGUCCCUGCUCCUCUCAGUUGUAGGCAGCUCCUGGUGCAGGGUCCAGGCUGGGGCCCUCGGCUGACCUAGCUGUGAAAGGAGUGUUUUGAUGACACUUGGACGUGACUUGCUUGACUGGGGCAGCUAGUUUUGUGAUGAUGGAAGGAUAUGCGUUCAGUCAGGCGUGCCUAGCUCCUGGCUUUGGGGUGAACAGUCCUGGCGCUGCUCCUGUCCUUGUCCAUGUGGUGCUGUCGUUUCCCAGUGCUCUGUUAGUAUCACCCUCUCACCUCAUGCCCGUCCACAGCGGCUCCUCCUUCAUACAGAGUGUUGGCCCAGUGUCGCUCCAUUCCCUGCAGCUUCUUCCAGACCAGCUGGUCUUGCUUCUGGAGCAUCUCUUAGAGGAGAAGACCCUGAGGCCCCGAACGCUCCAAAGCCUCCAGAGGACGUACUGCCUCCAUGAGCAGGAUGCAGAGGUCCGUCAUCGGUGGUGUGAGCUCAUUAUCAAACACAAGUUCACAGAAGCGUAUGAGCAGGUGGAGAGGUUCCUCCAGGAGGACCAGGCCAUGGGCGUGUACCUCUACGGGGAGCUGAUGGUGAGCGAGGAUGCCAGGCAGCAGCAGCUUGCCCGCAGAUGCUUCGAGCUGGCCAAGGAGCAGAUGGACAGGUUCUCAGCCCAGGUGGUGGCCGAAAUGCUGUUUUAAACAGGAAGGAUCCCGGUGAGAUUGUCUCACGUCCCCUCCUAAUCCUGGACGCCAGAGGAGCGUGACGCUCGGCCACCAGCCGCAGGGGUGUGGGCUUCUCUUCCCAGAGGCCAGGCUCGGCGGGCAGUGUAAGAGGAGGUGGAUCCCUCAUGGACCCCGCUUCCCGUCCACCCAGCGGCCGCCCGGCUGCCCUUGUCUGCGCCCUGGAGACGCUGAGUCCACACUGGGGUUGUGCUGUGACUCCAAAGUGUCCAUCCGAACGAAGGAACGGCCAAGACCCAAAAGCCUGAGCUGUGUAGUUGCUCCUAACAGCUGCUGAGGGCAUUUCUGCCUUCGGAGUCCCGUGCUUCCGCGUCGUCUCCAGGUGAUUUCCAAAAGGCUCCACAGAGCUCUCCAGGCCGAAAUGUCCAGCAUUCAGGUUCUUCCAAAAUUUGAAUGCCUUUUGGUGAAAGUGCAGAUAAUAAAAAAAAAACGGAUGUUAUCUGAGAUAAUAAAAACGUAAUCAAAUUGAAUUUUUGUAUUCCUGUUUGCUUCUGAGUUUGAUACUGUUCAAAAACAAGCAAAAUAUGUAAGAUAAAGACACCGUUCAGCUCUGGCCUUCCGGGCCGCGUGCUUUCUGGUAGUUUCAGGGUAAGGUGGCAGAGAUUCUGCGUGGGGGUGGGGACACCUUCAGCCACCACCGGGAUCUCUGGUGCACCAUUUUUCUUUUUCACAAAUGUUAAGUUUAAGAGACAAGACGCACUAACCGAGCCUGCAGCUGCUGCCCACAGGGAAGGGGGACAGGAGACUGCUCCGUGCUUCUGGGACCAGGCAGCCUCCUCUCAGAACAGACCUCAGCACCAAGUGUCUGCCGGUGGCGGGGAGAGACCUGGGUCUCCAGACCUCUGUACUGCAUUGUCCCCUGCCUGCCACCAGCAAGGUUGCUCGGCGUUCACUGCUUCCUGUUAGGUGUCCCUUACAUCUGAUUGUGUCUGCUUUGUGUGCCAUGUUGGUAGAAGAAACAAAACUUAACUUUCCAAACGUUUUGCUCGGAACAUCAGAAUUAGUGAUGAGUAAGCGACGGGCGGAGUGGCUCACACCGUAGUAGCUCCCACCCAGCAAGCGUGAGGCCCUGGGUUCAAACCCCAGAACCGAGAGAAAAAUGAGUCCCUAGAACUUUGCUCCCAGGUUCUGUGCAUCGGCUUUCUUUGAGGCGGGCAGCGCCCGCGCCCAGGAGCGCAGUCCUGCAAGGCUUCCCUGGGCGAGACAGUUGACACCUUCCGCUCCCAAGCUGUGGGUGACUGGCCUGGUCUGGUCUCGUCUUACCAAAGUGAGGAGGCCACCCUUGAACUUGGCACACCCACCUCCUGACUGCCCGCCUGCGCGCUUCUGUCCUCACCUCAGCUCUCCCGGAGAGCCCCGGGCGGCCCUCUUUCCCCGUGGACGUGACCCACGGGCCCCGCCGCCAUGCCGCCCUGACCCCAGGCUGUACAAGAAAUAAACUGAGAGGAGCGAACGCUGAGCGAGGAGACCGUGCCCGCACUGGGCGGAGGUCCAGGGCAGGACCCUCUCCUGGCAUAGGCGGAACCUUCUGUCCCCAGGCGCUGUACGCUCUGUGAGGGUGACGGUGACCCCCACGCAGUAGAUGGGGUGUUACGGUGCUGGGCGGAAGAACGGUUGAGUACCUCCUGAGGCCCCCACAAGCCAGGGCCAGGCUGGCGGGGCUCUGAGGGGGCUGUGGGCAGAUGCCAUCAGUGUGGCAGUGCCAUCUGUCUUGAGCAGCCAUGACGCACAGGACCCUCAAUGGCUUAAGUCAGCUGGGUUUGACAGGUGGGUGAGAAAACGCAGGUAUGUCCUUUGAGCAAGCUAACUGGCGACUCAGCCACAGCUGCCCUUCUCCCCCAGCCCUUCCCUCCCCUGGCCAAGCCGCCCGGCCUUCAGGAGCUACCUCCUAGCAAGGUCAUCCUUGUGUGUGUACAGUUUGCCCCCACGCGGGAGCCACAGUUAGCCACGUGCCCGAUGCUAGACCUGCCCUUUAAAAUGAAGGCUCAUUUUACGCGUGUUCCGGACACGUUGCAGGGGCCUCCUGGAUCUGCUCACAGACGCCGGGAGAGACCGCUGCUCCUCUCGGGCGUGGCCUCCACCACAGGCGGCCUGGCCGAGGGCAGCUGUAGCCCACUGGCCACGGAUUGCCAGUGCCGGCGAUGAGGUCAGGCCAGCCGGAGGGGCGGCCCCGUGGACGGGUGGUCAGUGUGCUGGAAGGCGGGCAGGCGUUGCCCUGUGCCAGCCAGGCAGACCCACGUCAGGGAAGGAGCACAGCCUGUCCUAGGCGCCCCUCACAGAACCUGGGUGCUCAGGUCUGUGGCCCACUCACGGGUGGCAGGGCCAACACCCCUGUUCCUGAGGAGGUGAUGCGUCCCCUGGCACCGCCCCACAUGGGGACAUUUGACCGCAACAGCGUUGUGGUUAGUCCCUUGGGACACCCCCUCUGGGGGUGGGGCUCUCAAGGCUGCAGAAGGACAAGCCACACACCAGGGACUACGCGGGCACCAAGAUGGCGCCCUAAACCGAUCGCUCCUGACGCACCUCUGUCCCAGAAGGCUGGCAGGGCUGCCUGGACCCCCCGGGCCCUUCCCGAAGAGCAGGACGGGGGAGGCGGGAGUGGGGGCAGGUUAACGCAUCACGCUUGGCCACCGUCACAUGCAGACAAUGACCUCCGCCCUCCCUGACUGAGCUGCAGAGGUUUACAAGGUGGAGCAGGGGGGAGGCCAGUUUCGGCUAUUCAAGGCCAAGGUUUUAUGGAUUUUUUCCCACCCUUUGGUCUGUCUGGGAGACGGGCUGAAGUAAGGCAUUCCUGUUCCAGUCCUGUGACCAGACGUGUGAGAAAGGCAGGAGGCCAGCAGCUGGGCCAGGGGCGGAAGGAGGCCACCAUAAAGAAGUGCAGAUGUUCCCAGGACUAGCGGGGCUGUCCCAGGCUCCUGCAAGACGACAUGCAGGCGUCCUGCAGAGGCCACAAUGGCCAAAGGAGCCCACUCUUGGGACGGGGGCACGCCCUGUCACCAGGGCCACGGCCCCUAAGAGCUAGACACCACGAGCUGGUACAAGACCGAGUGUGGGAAUGCAGACGAAGGCUUCUGGCCCCAUUUCCAUCUGUCCAGACAGCUCACCAAAAGCAAGGCCUGUCACUGCAGUGUCAUUUCAGAGAGAAGUCCAGGGGCGAGUGCCCAGAAGACAAAGACCCCUCCACCCAGGGCCCGCUCAGCAGCUGGCUGCUCCGCCACCUCUCCUAGACGCAGGCAGGAGGGCGCACAGGGUCCCUGGGGAGACCGGCCACCCCACGUCGCCCCACACCUGG
Messenger RNA from Castor canadensis (American beaver), 4921 nucleotides. The record is from RefSeq and is a predicted model, not a curated record. Lineage: Eukaryota; Metazoa; Chordata; Mammalia; Rodentia; Castoridae.